Messenger RNA from Anopheles coustani, 2244 nucleotides. RefSeq names its product nucleolar GTP-binding protein 2 (gene Ns2). The transcript has a single exon. The record is from RefSeq and is a predicted model, not a curated record. NCBI's taxonomy places the organism in Eukaryota, Metazoa, Arthropoda, Insecta, Diptera, Culicidae. Gene Ontology annotation, molecular function: GTP binding. Gene Ontology annotation, cellular component: nucleolus. The coding region runs from base 125 to 2185 and encodes 686 amino acids.
UGUUGCGAAGGAUCAACAACCCAUUUACUUUGCGGCGCAGUUUUUAGAUAUUGCCGAAAUAUCAACAGCAGUCACCUAGUAGUGAUCGUUUAAUUUCUUAGCACGAGUCCAACAAAGCUUCAAGAUGCCGAAAGUAAGUUCGCGUUCGGGGCCACCCAGGAAGAUGUCGAUUAACAAAUCGAAACACUCCAUGAACCCGGAGCGGUCAACCGAGGGCCUAAAAGGAGUGGCCAAUCCGCGUACGAAGGCAACCAUCAAGCGGCUGCAAAUGUACCGCAACUUUAAGGCCAAACGUGAUCGCCGUGGCAAAAUUCUAACGCCGGCUCCCUUCCAAGGGUGGGUCAACAGUGGUACGGUGGCCCGUGUCGAACCGACGCCCAAAUGGUUCGCCAACACACGCGUCAUCUCGCAGAAGUCACUGCAAAAGUUUCAGGAAGAGAUGGGCAAAGCGGUCAAAGAUCCAUACAAGGUGAUCAUGAAGCCUACCAACCUGCCGAUCACGCUGCUGAACGAAUCGGCCCGCUAUCAGCGGGUGCAUCUGCUGGACACCGAAAGCUACGACACGGUGUUUGGAAAGAAGAAACUUCGCAAACGUCCUUCGCUCAAGGUGCGCGAUCUGGAGGAUCUUUCCCGGACAGCUGAAGAAUCUGCGGAAAAGUAUGACGACACCAAGGAUCAUGACUUGGAGCGUGACGACGGCGGCGUGAGGGAUGCAGUACGCGAGUACAUCUUUGCGGCCGGCCAAAGUAAGCGCAUCUGGAAUGAGCUGCACAAGGUAAUCGAUUCGGCCGACGUGCUGCUGCAGGUGCUGGAUGCACGCGAUCCGAUGGGAACUCGGUCGAAGUACAUCGAAAACUUCCUUCGCAAAGAGAAGCCGCACAAACAUUUGUUUUUCAUUCUGAACAAAGUCGAUCUGGUACCGAUUUGGGUGACGCAGCGAUGGGUGGCAAUUUUAAGCAAGGAAUAUCCCACGAUUGCUUUCCAUGCAUCGCUUACGCAUCCCUUUGGUAAGGGUGCGCUGAUCAAUCUGCUCCGUCAGAUCGGCAAACUGCACGUCGACAAGAAGCAAAUCAGUGUGGGAUUCAUCGGGUAUCCAAACGUCGGCAAAUCGUCCGUCAUUAACGCACUCCGCAGUAAGAAGGUGUGCAAGGUGGCUCCGAUCGCAGGCGAAACCAAGGUGUGGCAGUACAUUACACUGAUGAAGCGUAUCUUCCUGAUCGAUUGCCCCGGGGUGGUAUAUCCGACAGCUGAAACGGACACCGAGAAGGUGUUAAAGGCGGUCGUGCGCGUAGAACUGGUCCAAAAUCCGGAAGAUUACAUUGAGGAGGUAUUGAAGCGAAUUCGCAAGGAGUACAUCGUGAAGACGUACGGCGUGACCGACUGGACGGAUCAUAUCGAUUUUCUCGAGCAGAUUGCCCGCAAAAUGGGUAAGCUGUUGAAAAAGGGUGAACCGGACGUACCGACCGUCUCGAAGAUGAUACUCAACGACUGGCAGCGGGGCCGAUUGCCAUUCUACGUGGCUCCGGAAGGCUUUGAAAUACCAAAGUCGGUCCUCGAGCUACAGAAUCAACCUACGUCUCAGGAGAACGACCUGAAUGAAACAGCAGCGCAGGAUGAAGAAAAGAGUACCUACUCGGGGGUGACGGCCACUCCCACCCUGCCAGAUUCCGUAAAGAAGGGCCGUGAACUGUUCCAGAUACAGGACUUCCGCAAGAUUAAAGUCAACCUCGAGUUCGAAAGCGAUGAUAUUCGUGAGAUUGACAAGAUCGAUCUGGAGCUCCUGCAAAAGCUUAAGGAGGAGAAAAAGGCCGAGGCAAAGGCAAAGAGAGCGAAUAGGAAGAAGUCUUCGCAAGCGGGUGACCAGAACGAGGAUGACGAUUCGUCCGGAAUCAGCGAUUUCUACUCCGAAGAUGAGUAUGAUGAGGAAGCCGGCCGUGUGGUGCACCGUAGCGCCAAGGAGAAAGAGGGCGAUAGGAAAAAGAAGCAGCCAACAGCUACAAGCAACAGCACCGUGGCAGCGGAUGAGCCUGAGACGAGCACGAAGAAACCAGCUGUUAAACUUACCUCGAGACAGAAACGUGCAGUUGAGCGAGCCUCGAAGCGAAAAAAGAUUGGAAGCAACUUUUACGAAACCCAUAAUGUUAAAAAUAGGAAUCGAAACAAAAAAGCAAAAAUGGAUGAUUAAUUUUGUUGCAAACUUUUCUUUUUGUUCUCGCUUAAAUCAAUAAAUAUUAAUAUAACAAA